Pseudomassariella vexata is the source of this 1132-nucleotide messenger RNA. RefSeq lists its product as uncharacterized. The coding region runs from base 324 to 947 and encodes 207 amino acids. The record is from RefSeq and is a predicted model, not a curated record. The transcript has a single exon. NCBI's taxonomy places the organism in Eukaryota, Fungi, Ascomycota, Sordariomycetes, Amphisphaeriales, Pseudomassariaceae.
UUCCUGUACGCAAUCUUUGGUUAAUACACGUGAGUGAACAGCGAAAGAUAUAAAUUCUAUUGUGGACGCGUCGAGAUAUCAAGGGCAUUUUGCUAUGUCGUGAUGUUAUGGAAUGACACCGCUGAAAACGUAAGCCGCCCUCAAUUGGAGAAUGAAGCCAACAGCCGGAGAUGUCAAGUCUCACAAUCGAAUAUCACCGCAUAUCCCUUACGAUGCGGCGCGACAUAUUGCAGUACCCGCUGCAGUUUCAUGAAACUGUUCUAGAUCAAUAACUGAGAUCUCAUCCAGCCAAUCUCACGGUGUUCGGUUUAGCAGCUGUGCACAUGCAACGGUCAACCCCGCGUAACCAGGGUCCUUUCGACCUGGAUCUAGACUACAGCCCCAUCGCUGUCAGUAUUCUCACCGAAACACCACACCUGGCAUCUUCAGGCCAUUUCCUCCAGAGGCCGCCAACGGCCAUGCCGGUAGAGGAGUUGACUUUGGAACGUCUCGAAGGCAAACUCUGCCACCCACAACACAUACCACGCAAGUCUCACAACUGCGAGUGGUUGGCUUGCGGUGCAAAAUUUAGAUUGUGCAGCAUCGUGAGGAAUCUCCGAUCGACGCUAACGACAGUAGUACGGCAAGUGUGGCCGAUUCGCGUGCGUAACGGUCCAACCGCGAGGUUUCCUAAGCGGUCUUGGACAAUUGGAUCACCGAUGAGCUUGAGGGAGGAUGGUUUGGGUGCAUCGACCACAAUGGCUGGCAUUGUUGGCAGAGGAACACAGCGAUGGAAGCGACGAGGGGACCAAAAUAGUGACACCCGCCAUGAUUUUGUCCUGGGAAACAGUAACACGGCAUUGGUGUGCCUAGCAAUACCCAGAGGCAAAACAGCAAUAGACUGGCAUCUGGAGCUACGGGACUGGAAAGCCAAGAUCCAGCAUAGGGAGUUGACAAACCACGGAUAAUUUCGGCACUAUCUGGUAGACAUCGUUCAGGCACAUUUCCACAAGUGGAUUGACAGCUGAUAGCGCAAAGCAGACUAAUUGUGUCUGAUGUCACCACCCCUGAGAAAUUUUACUUUGGAACUAUGGGGAGCCCAAAUAGUGUCGGCAAUUCCUUUGAACUUCCUUCUCUGCCUCCCCCAUCCAAC